Coccinella septempunctata (seven-spotted ladybird) is the source of this 5725-nucleotide messenger RNA. RefSeq names its product complement factor H (gene Hasp). The coding region runs from base 192 to 4901 and encodes 1569 amino acids. The transcript is spliced from 23 exons. Lineage: Eukaryota; Metazoa; Arthropoda; Insecta; Coleoptera; Coccinellidae. Gene Ontology annotation, molecular function: peptidase inhibitor activity. Gene Ontology annotation, cellular component: extracellular region. The record is from RefSeq and is a predicted model, not a curated record.
CCAGAAGAUUUGGAUACUCAGUCCGAUGCUGCGUACGCUCCUGCUAGCAGGUCAGCCUUCGUAUUUUCGCCAGAAAGCGGAAUAAGCGCGCGAACUAAAUUUUUUUUCGACGGACGAGUCUUUCAGGAAGUUAUGUGAGAUUUCACGCUGAAAUUCACUUUAGAGGUGUCCAGGACUGUCGAAAGUGCACCAUGAAGUGGAUUUUCUGGAUCUUGCUGAUCGCUUUUCUUGACUCGUUUGUUCAAGGUCGGAGCAACUUCAGAUGGAAAAGAUCAGCAGCAACAAGCUCAACGACACCGACGCCAGACGACGAUGACGAUGACUGGGAAGAAGAAGAAUCCAGCGAAAUAGACGACGAUGGAAAGAUAUACAAAAACCCCAGAAACUCGCCGUCCACCCUUUGUCCUAGAGACGAAGAACAAGCGACGCUUCUGGGACAGAAAUGUCUGAGAAAAUGUUCCUCUGAUGAAGACUGCAAAAGUAAGAAAAAAAAGUGCCUUUGUGACGGAGCCUGUGGAAUGUCCUGUAUCAAACCAGAUAGGGAAUGUCCCGAACCUGAAGGAAUUCAGUACGGAAGUGUACAAGCUGGUGGAAAACUAUUCGGUUCAAGAGCAACCUACACCUGCCAGCAUGGUUAUCACGUGGUAGGCCUGCAGAGCCGUACUUGUCAAGGUGAUGGACAAUGGGCUGGAUCCGCGCCUGCCUGCAAACAAAACAUAUAUUGCCUAUCCCCUCCAAAUAUCGACCACGCAAGACACAAUGCUCUACCAGAGCAAACCACAUUCGAUCUGGAUUCCACUCUGCAAUACUACUGCCAUACCGGCUAUGUCACCAACGGUUUCCCAAGAGCCAAGUGUUUGGCGAUCGAUGGCCAAGCUUCCUGGUAUGGACCAGACAUAUCUUGCGAACCUAGAUCGUGUGGACCACCGACUGAAAUCAGCCACAGUUGGCAUGCUGGUGAAUGUUACACUUACGGAUGCAGGAUAACGUAUCACUGUGCUGAAAACUAUGAACUGGUGGGUAAGAGUGAGAGAUUUUGCCAAGCUGAUGGUACAUGGACGCCCAAAGAACUACCCACUUGUGUUUUGGUGACUGCAGUGCAGUGCCCUCCGCCGGAGUCACCCCGACAUGGCAAGGCUAUUUAUACGUCUUGUAGCUACAACUCGGUUGUGAGCUACGAGUGUAAAUACGGAUACACCCUGGUGGGAGAGAGCACCAGAAAAUGCGGGGCGGACAGGAAGUGGUCCGGAGCUCAGCCUCAGUGCAAAGAAAUCAACUGCGGACAUCCUGGUAGGUUGUGGAAUGGAUGGUUGGAAAAUAUCGAAGGUGGAACCGGACUGGGAGCUUCAAUUAUCUUCAGAUGUCACGAAGGAAUGCUGCUAGAGGGCAAUUCGUCGACGGUAUGUCAGAUCGAUGGAAGGUGGAGGUAUCCCUUACCGAGGUGUUUGGCUCCUUGUGUUGUACCACACGUAUCACAAGGAAGGGUGAUUUUGGUGUCCAAAAACGACACUGCGCCAUCUUCCACUGUGGUGGUUCAUGGAGAAGAGUUAGUUGUGGAAUGCGAUCAGCAAUAUGAGUUCUUGGGCAGCUUGUCGCCAGUUAGCUGCAAUAAUGGCACUUGGACACAAAUACCUAAAUGUGAACCUGCUAGAUGCAAGCAUCUUCCCAAACCCCCAAAAAACGGCAUGGUAAUCGCACCGAAAAUGGAGCACAGCAUGAAGGCGAGAUUCAAAUGCAAAGACGGGUAUGAGCUGAAAGGAGAACCCCUCAUCAGUUGCUCCUUUGGAAAUUGGACAGGGGAAGUUCCCAAAUGCGAAGAAGUGUUUUGUCCUUAUCCCGGAGAAGUUAUCAACGGGAAGAUCCUCCUUGUGGGGAAUAUGGGUCUGUAUGACUAUCGUCCCUAUGUCAAGAAGGUCGUGAAUAACAAGCAGAUCAUGUAUGAUUGCAAUAAGGGGUAUGUGUUGGCUGAAGGUCCCCCUGGGGCAACAUGCAUUGGGGGGCGUUGGAGUCCUAAGCAGUUACCCGUAUGCACCCUUGGCCAGCAUCCCCGUCUGCGUUGGAACAGACGCCGCAGGAGAUCAAUCAUCAUGGAGAAGUACAAAAGGGCCUUCAUGCGUAAUUACAAGCACAUAUACGACAAAGACGAGAGGAGAUAUCAUCACAGCCUCCUCCACGAGGACCUCAGGGACCUGUUCGAGUCCGAAACACCCCCCAUCACGGAGGGCGGCUGGUCCGAUCGUUUGCGAGUGGAUUCUUCGGAAUCGGACAACCAGGCGGAUCCCAUAAAAGUUCCGGAAAAUCCUCGGGUCCUUUCAGCCAGGAUCCGUAGAGCUUUACGAGUGCACCAAGUCGGAAGGCGAAUUAAAAGAGAAUUGGAUCCUGGAUAUGCGAGCUCUUACGUAACAAUAAAACGCGGAAACACAAUGAGCCUGUCGGAAAGGAUCCAGACAGCCCUGCAUUUGCAUCACACGCGGACCAGGAGGAAGCGGGGGUUGAAGGGAGGGAGCGGCAGCAGGGCUUUAGGUGCCGGCCACAGAGGCUCUAGCUCAAGUCUGAACCUGAGACGAAGGGGCAAGAACAAUCCUUCGGACUUCUACGAAGAAGAAGAGGAAACGCCAAUCGUGAUAAAAAGUUCCGCCAAGCCGAAAACGAAAGGUCCUUGCAGUCCUUUAUCAGUCGAGCCAUACGUCAACGUUGAGAUUGUGAAGCAAGGAAGGGAACCUAACGUCACCUUCAGUCCAGGCACGGUAGUCAGGAUGGCCUGCGGAAAAGGGUAUAAAUUGAAUUUGCCUCUGAACAAAACGGCCAAAUGUUUCAAGGGAAAAUGGAAGCCGAUGAAACCAGAAUGUUCGAUACUUCCCUGCACAGUACCAGAAAUUCCUCAUGGUGAAUUCACCCUGCCCAAAACCGAGCAGAAUAUCAACCUAACAAUUCCGUUCGAUACUCCCUUGAACGAAUCCAUGGAAGUACCUAAUGGGGUGGUGGUAGAAUUCAGCUGUGAGGAAGGAUACAGCGUACAAGGGUCUGUAAAUUUGAAAUGUUGGUACGGCGAUUGGACAGUAACGGCAUUUCCAGAGUGCAGUCCAGAUUCUGUUACAGUUCCCUGCCAGCUACCCUCCAUCGCCCAUGGCCAGUACAUGUCAGGAUACAGAGCCGGACUCACCAUAGCUAAUGGCUCAAAUGUACAGUUCCAAUGCGACGCCAACUACGUCAAAUCGACGGACCAACCUAUCGAAUGCAUACUUGGCAAACUGUACCCCAAAGUACCCUCUUGUUACCCUCCGGCCAACGGUCUGGAAAUUGGCAAGAGCGAUUCACCACAUUAUCUGGGUGGAAAAGACAUCAUAAAAGGGGGGGAUAUAACGGUCAUCGGUUCCAGCAACGCUAAGUCAUGUGGACCUCCAGCGAAAGUGCGAGGGUCCUUGAUAUACAGGAAUGGCGAGCCUAUUGUGGAGGAUGAGAAUAACUUCCAGGAUGGCACUGAGGUAACCUUCGACUGUAUAGAAAGUAUCAUGGGAGAGAAGAAUACAUGGAAAAUCGUUUGUGAAGAUGGCAGUUGGAUUGGACGAUCACUGAACUGUGAAAGUGAAGAACUGGCAGCACAUCAAACGUCUCCGAGCAGUAACGAUACUUGCAGAUUCAAGAAGGAAGACGACAACAUCAUCUCAUUUUACAACGACCAAGAAAUAAGGGAGGAUGUGGUUGAGUUUCCUGCAGGAGCAGUGCUGAUCAGUCGAUGCGCUGAUAUAGGAAAGUACGCCAUGAUUGGAUCGAAUAAGAGAACUUGCAUGGGAGGCGAUUGGGACGGUGUGAAACCAACUUGUUAUGGGUUGAAUCAGGAGAAUGACUACUCGAUGGAAAAACCACCAACGAUUCUUUUCAGACACCAACUGGGACCUAUAGCACAGUCUAAUGAGGGAAAGCUUAUAGUGUACCCUGGCACAGUGCUUCAUAUGGAAUGCUUGUGGAUACGAAGGUUUGGUAUCCCGAAAUGGACUGUGAGCCAUGAGCACAGGAAGUAUCCUGAAGGUUGGACUACAGAUCCUGGAAGGGAUUCUUCGUUAGAGUAUAGACUGUCCAUAAUUCAUGCUACCAAAGAUGACUCAGGAACUUACACAUGUGUAACACCGGCAAGAUAUUCCCAUUCUAUCGAAGUGGAUGUCAGAGCUGUCCACUGUCCCGUGGUUCCCCAAAGAAGAGGACUCACCGUGAACAAUCAAAGCACCAAAAUGAAUACACAUCUGAAGUUUUCCUGCUCCAACGGAAACUCGCUCAUUGGAGCACCGGAAGUGAUCUGUCUACCUUCCGGGAACUGGAGUGCCCCCUUUCCAGUGUGCGAGAGUAUCGAAUGUGGAGAGGUGGGUGUGGUUCUUGCUCCACACUUGAAGGUCUUAGUUAUUUCCAGGGAGGUAGGAGGUCGUGCUGUCUUUUCAUGCGAAGCAGGGUUUUCCAUCAAAGGUUCCUCAGAAACAGUUUGCCAGGCUUCUGGAGACUGGGCAACUCCAUUCCCCACGUGUCAAGAAGUUCAGUGUGAUCCACCCACACCUCCAGAGAAUGGUUACAUUCAAGGGACAGGUCCCUAUAAGGCUGGAGACGUUGUUCAGGUUAACUGCAAUUCGGAUUUCAUGAUGGAAGGCCAGCCAAUCAUAGCUUGUCAGGACAAUUCUAGGUGGUCCAAAAAGAUGCCAAAAUGUGUUCCAGCCUGCUCAUAUCCUGGUACGACAAUCAGUGGAAGAAUGUCCUCCGUGAAGUUCUUCUACAAAAUCGGAGAAAACAUCACUUUUACCUGCGAAGACGACCUGGUCCUCAAAGGGGCGUCUAUGCUGAAGUGUCUGAAGAACGGAAAAUGGUCUAAUACGAUUCCUACAUGUGUGCAAGCUGAAGUGGAGAAUGAACGAUAAUUCAGAAAAUAAAAGCAUUUCAAUUACUUUUAGGCAUGUCGAGGUUUCAAAGUUGAAUUUGAAGCUAUACAGAGGUUAUUAUAUUCUUUAAACAAUUCUUCUCAAAAAAUUCAUUCUCAAGAGUAAAAAUUGUAGCUAUAAGAAAUUUGUUGAGUUUUUACCUUUCCUCGUAAUAUUAACGAUGCAUUUUGAAUUUAUUAAAGUUAUGGCGAACAAACAAUAGGCAGUUAUGGAUAACAAAAUAGCAAAUUUUAUCGACAGAUUAUGUGUACGUGAGUAGUAUAUGAAUAUAUAGAAGUUAGAGACUACAUUUAUUAUACAUAUAUUUAUAUUGUAGCCGUCCCAUUGUCAGAUCUUUUCUGAUCUUGAUCAUUCGUCCAUCUAGACUAGAGAAAAAAAAAACUGUGCGAAUUAUAUCAGAGAAAACGGAAUCUGUAGUUUGAUAUUGCAUUCAUUAUUCAACAAUCGAAUGAUCGUGCCAAAUUGAUACAUAUCUAUAUUAUAUUUUUUCUAUCUUGCUUUAUUCAAAACUGAAUUAAUCUUCGAAAAGACAGCUAUUCUUGAAGCUUUCGAAUUAUACAAUCCUUUCUGAUAGUUGUGUUAACUUAUUGAAAUUAAAUGCUUCAAGGGAUGAUAGUAUGUCUAUUGGAUUAUAAUUGUUAAUCAUCUAGUCAAGUUUUCGAUAGAGUUUGAUACGAAUUCAAGAAGAAAAUAGUUGAUUGAAUAUUACUAUUGCUGUUCAUGAAUUGUGUAGAAUAUUCUGUAAUGUACGAAAUUUUAUUUUGGAUCUAAUAAAUAAACCUGUGUUAACUGACUGAAGUAAA